Lecanosticta acicola is the source of this 1536-nucleotide messenger RNA. The record is from the annotation of a GenBank genome assembly. Lineage: Eukaryota; Fungi; Ascomycota; Dothideomycetes; Mycosphaerellales; Mycosphaerellaceae.
AUGGAUCCUCUCUACGAACUGCUCGCUCCCUACUUCGACAACUCAGAAUCACCACCCUCACCGCGAAAUGCACAGACUUCGGCCUACCUCACACGGCUCAGCACGCUCUCCCUACCAGACCUCACCUCGACCGAGCCAUCAUCGCUUCUACAGUCAGCUCAGUCUCAUCUACGUAACCUCCAGGCACUCUCGAAGCGGUCACACAAAGCUGUGAUAUCGUCGUCCUCACACCUCUCCAACCUUUCAUCCCUUCUUCCAGAGUUUGGAGCGCAAUCGAAGACAUUAAACGAUGAUCUACCAGAGCUAGAGGCUGCAGCCUCCGCCUUCGCGCAGAAAUACGACAGGAGCACAGAGAAUACCGUUCUGGAUAGGAGAAAAAGAGCAGCGCUACUGUCGCGGAACGUGGACAGAGUAUCGGACGUGCUGGACUUGCCAUCUCUGCUCUCGUCAACCGUGAGCGCUGCGCAAGCUUCAAGCUCGGGAGCUCCUACAGCUGGGGGCUCUGUUACCUCAUAUGCUUCUGCAUUGGAUAUCCACGCCCACAUCAAGCGCUUAAAAGCCCUGUACCCGCAGUCCGAGCUCGUUGCAAAUGUCUCAUUGCAGUCGGAGCAGGAGAUGCAGAAUCUUGCUACUAUCCUGAUCACUUCGCUGCAGAGCCAAUCGCUGAAGCUCGCGGCGGCCAUGCGAACGGUUGGGUGGUUACGACGAGUUGCUCCAGAGUUGGCGGAGGACGAGUACAGGGCAUCUCAAUCUGGCGCGCUCUCAAUGAAGUCGUUGACGCUCUCGCCGAAUGCGGUCAACGACGAUGGAGCUCUGGGAUCUCUUUUCUUGGUCUGCCGGAUACAUACACUACAAAAGACCCUAAAAGCACUGGAUCCACUCCGAGAUCUUGCCGACCAGGAGACAGACCAGCGAAAAUCACAGUCCAAUACGCAUGGCAAGAGUGCCAAGCAAAGUGGACAAAACACAAACUCAUCGGGCAGUCAAAGCGAACGCUACCUAAAACGCUACAUUGAAGUGUUUCGAGAACAGAGCUUCAGCAUCAUGAGCAUGUACAAGAGCAUUUUUCCAUCCAACUUACCAAGCCCAGAGCAAGGGAAUAGUGAGGAAGAGAUUGCCGGAUUGGAACAUCAAGAUCCGUUGUUGCCCCUUCCAUCAGCUGUGUCCUCCUUCGCACUGCAUUUGGUGGAUAUGCUGGAGGCGACGCUUCGGGAGUACCUUCCAAACAUCACCGACAAGUCAGCUCGGGAGUCUCUGCUGACUCAAGUACUCUACUGCGCCGGCAGUCUGGGCAGAUUAGGAGCAGACUUUGGCAUGAUGGUGGCUUUGCUCGAAGACGACAUCGCAGAUGAGCAAGACCAAGCAGAGACCGACCAAGCUGAAGAUCCCGAGUGGGUCCAAGUCAUGAAGAAGCAUCGAGUGCAAGCGAGCCGGCUCGAAGUUCUAGCACGAGGCGUUGGCUCAGGCAGGAAAACCAGCAUGGAAGUGCAGCCGCCGUUGGCGACGUCUUCCUCCCCUUCACCCUUGGCGGCUUGA